AUGGAUCUUCCUGCUAACCAGCUUGAUCUCCUCCUCCACCAGCACACGGGCAGUGAGAACAGCAGCACCAAGAGGAGAGAGAGAGAGAGAGAGAGAGAGAGAGAGAGAGAGAGAGAGAGAGAGAGAGAGAGAGAGAGAGAGAGAGAGAGGCCUAGGAUCAGGUCCUUGGCCUCUCUAGCUAGCACGCUUGACAAGAGGGGACUCCCCCCACAGAUCCCAACGGUGCUGCGGAAGGCUGUGGAUGAGGAGCGUCCUGGGCGGCAGGUGGCAACGACCCCCAUGGGAAGUCCUCAUAUCGUGGUGUGGCAGCAGGGGGACGGCAUCUCUUGCGGGACGGAGACGCAGAGGACUCCAGACCGACACGAGGAAGGAGGGCGACGAUGGAAGCGGCUGCAGUGGGGGACUGGAGUGGAACUGAGCUUCGCUGGCCGUGAAUUCCGCUGCCGCUGUCGACGACGUCAGCCCCACCCUCUGCCACUGCCGGGAUGGCAACCGUCGCCUGCGGAGGAGCGGGGACUGGAGGCAGAGGUGGGGACAGGAGGGGGAGGCGGCGAGGGGUGGCGCCACUGGCCCAAGCGGCUGGGGAGGCAGCCGAGGAGAUGA
Molecule: messenger RNA, 603 nt
Organism: Closterium sp. Naga37s-1
Lineage: Eukaryota; Viridiplantae; Streptophyta; Zygnematophyceae; Desmidiales; Closteriaceae
Source: the annotation of a GenBank genome assembly